Messenger RNA from Mastomys coucha (southern multimammate mouse), 4507 nucleotides. RefSeq names its product neurofibromin 2 (gene Nf2). Lineage: Eukaryota; Metazoa; Chordata; Mammalia; Rodentia; Muridae. Gene Ontology annotation, biological process: positive regulation of early endosome to late endosome transport; regulation of gliogenesis; regulation of cell shape. Gene Ontology annotation, molecular function: actin binding; cell adhesion molecule binding. The transcript has 17 exons. The record is from RefSeq and is a predicted model, not a curated record. The coding region runs from base 542 to 2317 and encodes 591 amino acids. Gene Ontology annotation, cellular component: apical part of cell; filopodium; adherens junction.
GGAAAAAAAGGGUUAGGCUGCAUCGUUGUGUAGCGUUCAGGGAGUCUCGAGGGCGGGGCGGGGACCCGGCGGGUCGCUGAGGUGGGGGUGGGUAAAGGACGCUUUCCGAGGGCGCGCGGAGCGGAGCUGGUGACAGACACGCACGCGCGUGUGCGCUCCCUACCACUGCGCGGCCCCGGGACCCCCGUCGGUGGCUGAGCGGCCCGGCGUCCGCGCCACAGCCGUCUAGGAUUCCUGUCUAGAGGCGUCCCCGGCGUCCCCAGCCCGGAUCUGCGAGCUCCGGGCCGGGGCCGUGCCUGCUUCUGCCGGCAUCCCGUCCCCCCCGUCGUUAGAGGCUGUCCCUUAACUCAUCUUUCCGAACGCAGAGCCGGGUCCUCGCGGCCCAUGCUGGCCGCUGGGGACCCAGGCAGCCUAGGUCUGUCUACGGCCGGCCAGCCGGCCACCAUGGUGGCCCUGAGGCCUGUGCCGCUACUCCAGGGGGGCUAAUAGACCCAGAACGCGGGCCUAGGGGUGAGGGGAUCCCAGGCCAGAACCCCGCGCCAUGGCCGGAGCCAUCGCUUCCCGCAUGAGCUUCAGCUCACUCAAGAGGAAGCAGCCCAAGACGUUCACGGUGCGGAUCGUCACCAUGGACGCCGAGAUGGAGUUCAACUGCGAGAUGAAGUGGAAAGGGAAGGACCUGUUUGAUUUGGUGUGCCGGACACUGGGGCUUCGGGAAACGUGGUUCUUUGGACUGCAGUAUACAAUCAAGGACACGGUGGCCUGGCUCAAAAUGGACAAGAAGGUGUUGGAUCAUGAUGUUUCGAAGGAAGAACCAGUUACCUUUCACUUCCUGGCCAAAUUUUAUCCUGAAAAUGCUGAGGAGGAGCUAGUUCAAGAGAUCACGCAACACUUAUUUUUCUUACAGGUGAAGAAGCAGAUUCUGGAUGAAAAGGUCUACUGCCCUCCCGAGGCGUCUGUGCUCUUGGCGUCAUAUGCUGUCCAGGCCAAGUAUGGCGACUAUGACCCCUCUGUGCACAAGCGGGGAUUUUUAGCCCAAGAGGAAUUGCUUCCGAAAAGGGUGAUAAAUCUCUAUCAGAUGACUCCGGAAAUGUGGGAGGAGAGAAUUACUGCUUGGUAUGCGGAGCACCGGGGCAGAGCCAGGGAUGAAGCUGAAAUGGAGUAUUUGAAGAUAGCUCAGGACCUGGAGAUGUAUGGCGUGAACUAUUUUACAAUCCGGAACAAAAAGGGCACAGAGUUGCUGCUUGGAGUGGAUGCUCUCGGGCUUCAUAUCUAUGACCCUGAGAACAGGCUGACCCCCAAGAUCUCCUUCCCAUGGAAUGAAAUCCGAAACAUCUCCUACAGCGACAAGGAGUUUACUAUUAAACCAUUGGAUAAGAAAAUCGAUGUCUUCAAAUUUAACUCCUCAAAGCUUCGUGUUAAUAAGCUGAUUCUUCAGCUAUGUAUUGGGAACCAUGACCUAUUUAUGAGGCGACGGAAAGCUGACUCUUUAGAAGUUCAGCAGAUGAAAGCCCAGGCCAGGGAAGAGAAGGCUAGAAAGCAGAUGGAGAGACAGCGGCUGGCUCGAGAGAAGCAGAUGCGGGAGGAGGCCGAGCGUACAAGAGAUGAAUUAGAGAGGAGGCUCCUGCAGAUGAAAGAAGAAGCAACGAUGGCCAAUGAAGCCCUGAUGCGGUCUGAGGAAACUGCUGACCUGUUGGCUGAAAAGGCUCAGAUCACAGAGGAAGAGGCCAAACUUCUGGCACAAAAGGCUGCAGAGGCUGAGCAAGAGAUGCAGCGAAUCAAGGCCACAGCCAUUCGGACAGAGGAGGAGAAGCGCCUGAUGGAGCAAAAGGUGCUGGAGGCUGAAGUGCUGGCCCUGAAGAUGGCUGAGGAGUCAGAGAGGAGGGCCAAGGAGGCUGAUCAGUUAAAGCAAGACUUGCAAGAAUCCCGAGAAGCAGAGCGUAGAGCCAAUCAGAAGCUCUUAGAAAUGGCCACGAAGCCCACAUAUCCACCCAUGAACCCAAUCCCAGCACCACUGCCUCCUGACAUACCAAGCUUCGACAUUAUUGGUGACAGCUUGUCAUUCGACUUCAAGGAUACGGACAUGAAGCGACUUUCCAUGGAGAUAGAGAAAGAAAAAGUAGAGUACAUGGAGAAGAGCAAGCAUCUGCAAGAGCAGCUCAAUGAACUCAAGACAGAAAUUGAGGCUUUGAAACUCAAAGAGAGGGAGACAGCCUUGGACAUCCUACACAACGAGAACUCAGACAGAAGCGGCACCAGUAGCAAGCAUAAUACCAUUAAAAAGCCUCAAGCCCAAGGCAGAAGACCUAUCUGCAUUUGAGUCCUCAAAGUAGGUUAUUCCCAGCUCACUCUGCAGAGCGCCAAGUCCCGAGUGGCCUUCUUUGAAGAACUCUAGCAGGUGACCCCACCACCUCCCGCCACAUCUGCUGCUUCUGACACCAACAGGAUGGGCCUGACCCCAAAGGAACCAUCAGUAGAGGGCUGGUUUGUUUGCGAACGCUUGAAUAGAGGGCCCAGUCUCCUUCCUGUUCAGUUGUUUUUGAACUCUGACCCUGUAGAGAUUUCUCAAGGUGUUCUAGUUCUCCUGGCCUCCCUCUCCCCACCCCCCAUAAAUAUUUGUGCACCUUAGCACUGUGGUGUAAGUGUUGCUGUGCAUGCUCCUGACUUUGGGAAGCGGCUCUGGGGGUCCAGUGUGGAGGCUGUCUAACCCCUGUGCAGGUGCUAUCCACUCCCCUACUGGGGUUCUGGGAUGGGCCCCCUCUCCACAGUAAGGAUCUGCCACAGUGUAGAAGCAUGGCCUGGGGUAGCUCAGAACCAGCAGUGACGGCUCCGUAGCCAAGCUCACCUAAGGCACUGUAGCUGUCUGCGGAAACAGGGUGGCUGUGAUGGGGAAGAGGCUUAAGAUAAAAGCUGCUGGGAGACAGUGUGCACAUGAGUCCCUUCACUCUUAACCCACAUGCCCAUGGUGGGCCACGAGCUUCCUGGUCACAUUCCCAUGAGUACCUGGGAACUUGGCUGUGACCAGGACCUCCAUCUCUUCCCACUCAGCACAUGGAACCCAGAGCCCUGCUACCCAUCCAUCGUCCUCUUUACUACCUAGGCCUCAGUGGCAGUGUCCUUGUCUUCCCCAGGAUCCCAGCAGUGUCCUUUUUUUCCUCCUUUCCUGAGCCUGACAGAGAUAUCAGGCCACUCACAGUUGCACAAGUUAACACUGGGUUGCCUCCAUGCUGGGCAGCAAAUGCUUACCAUGUGCCUCACACACUCCAUGGUUGGACCUGUCUUCUAUGUAACUGGGGUCACUACUAUAGCCAAUCAGAGCCCUUUAAGUCCUAACCAAGCAGGUGAUAUGGCUCAGUCCACAAACAGAUGUGCCCUGAAGACAACUGAGCUGGGCGGCUGAGCAAUGGAAUGUUCCACAGUGCAGUUUGUUUUUGAGAAACUGAGGCAUACUACCUUGUUCCCACUGGCUGGUUAUUAGUCCACUUUGCCAUAGGCAGCCACCCAAGGUUCACUGCAGCAUCUUUGGGCACCUGGGAUAGCACUCUAGUCUGGAACCUAAGGCUGAGAAGUCCUCUGAACUUGACACCCCAGUAUUUGCCAAGUCUUCCCUGGCUCUGAAGUUGAGCUGUCUUUCUAGGCCUGAAACUGCUCUCUGACUUUCUUCCUCUCUGUACACUUGAUCUGACAAUGGCUGUGGGACACAGGUCAGUGAUGCUGGUUUAUAAAAAUUAUGCCAGGCCUUGAUUUUUUUUUAAUUUAACUAUGUUUAUAUCUCAAAUUUGGGAAACGCCAAGCUAUAUAGCCACAUGGGAGUCCUGGUAUUUGAGAAAUGGUGAGUGUAACCAUUUUUUGGAAGGUGGGGCCCAAGCCCCACUCAGUCAAAAGUACCUCAGCUCCCCUCACGAGAGAGGGUGGGGUUCCUAGAAUGUCUCCAGCCUGCAUUGAACCUGUAGCUGGGUUCUUUUCCAGUAGACUCUUACCAUGGGCAGGGGUACCCUAAUACUGAAGCAGCAAGUCACUCUCAGUGCAGGACACUGAGGCCUUGCUAUUGGCCUGUGGCUGGUCACAUACCCCGACUGACAAUACCUGAGCCACCACAGCACUCUGACCCGAGGUCACUGCCAAGCCUUGCUAGACACCACCAGUGGGCUUCUAUAACACUACUUCACUUACUGCUUUACCGUCUUCUAGUCAGGCUUCUUGUGCUCCCGUACUUCCAAAAAGCCCAGAGGCUGACACCCAGCAACAGUGACUAACUGUUCUUGCCAACGGGGCCAGAGCCUCAAAGCCCCUACUGCCAGUAGCCUUCACAAGGGACCCAGUCUCUCCUAGGUGCCUUGAGGCUAAGCCAGUGCCCAUGAGCUUUCAUUCCUCUGUUCAAUUAUCAAACAGCUCUUCAUGUGAGGCCAUAUCACUCCUGUCAGGGCCAAAACACGAAGCUGUUUUUUGUUUGGGGUUGGGGUGAUUAUAAUUUAAGUGAUUGUUUUAAUAAAAACUCUAAGCUGCUAUA